This is a messenger RNA of Didymodactylos carnosus, 858 nucleotides long. NCBI's taxonomy places the organism in Eukaryota, Metazoa, Rotifera, Eurotatoria, Philodinida, Philodinidae. The record is from the annotation of a GenBank genome assembly.
AUGUGUUCGAUUCAUUGGAAAUCACAUAUAUAUUUAUCAAUAAUUUUUAUUGUUUUUGCUAUUCAACCACCAUUAUUUAAUAGUAAUACGAAUGAUUUUAAUCCUUAUGAUGUACUUGGUUUGAAAAAAUCAGCCACGGAUAAAGAAAUUCGUGCAGCAUAUAAAAAAUUAGCAAAAUAUUGGCAUCCGGAUAAAAACAGUGAAGCAAAUGCACAUGAUCAAUUUACCAAAAUAAAUGCUGCCUAUGAGAUUUUGAGUGAUUCUGAGAAAAAAUCAAAUUAUGAUCAAUAUGGUACCACAUCCAAUGAUAAUUCACAGCGUGGCAGUUAUGGAUUUCGUGAUCCGUACGAUAUGUUUCGUUCACAAUUUGGUAAUUUUUAUUUCUUCAGUGAUACACCUCAUGGAUCAAAGAAAACGAUAAAUGCUCGAGAACUAAUUAAUGAUAUUUUACCCAAUAGUCAUAUAAAACCAUAUAUUCUAUUUGGUAGUACCAAUUUUUGUAUACGGUGUCAACAACCAGCUUCGAUUUUUCGAUCAAUGCAAAAGCAAUUCGACGAUGUAGGUAUUGGUACGGGAGAAUUUAAUAUCCGAGAUAGAUGGGUAUCGAAUGAGUUAGGUAUUAUUGACAAUCCAUGUCUCGUUGGAAUCAGUCAAAAUAAAGUUUAUCAUUUUGAUGAAAAUGAUUAUUCGGAAACCCAUAUUAAAGAAUUUGUAAGAAAAAUUAUUCCAGUAAACUAUUAUGUUCGAACACUCCAUACAAUCGAUGAUAUUUACAAUUAUAUUUCUACAUGCAAUCAAACAAAUAAAGUUCAUACAAUUUUAUUAACAAGACACAAGUUUCCAACUUUAAAAUAUUUU